UUUCCAACCUCAGUGGUUCUAUGAUUUUAUGAUUCUAUUCUCAGAUGUGGCAGGUUCAAUCUAUAAUACGUUAACAUCAGUGAACGAAAGCUUUCAGUUCCAGCAAAUCCUGUGUAUCUGGGCACUCGUUUUGGUCUGCUGGCAGCCACAGUGCCUGGACGCACCCAGUUGAAAACAAACAAAAACAAACCUAGAAAAGUUUUAAACUCUCACAACGCCACGCUAAGCAGCGAGUGUUUGAAGACAGGCAUAGAAAACAAACAAAAAAAGUUUCCCUUUUACUUGUGUUUAUGCCUCAUCCCUAAGCCCGCCGCCAAACUUAGCGGAGGAGGCUACACGCUAGGCUCAGCACACAGCCAGCUCCGUGAGGAAUGCCGGCUCGGCUCGGCUCGGCUCGGCUCGGCUCGGCUCGGCUCGGCUCGGCUCGGCUCGGCUCGGCUCGGCUCGGCUCGGCUGCCGCGACGCCGGUGCCGCCGUUCGCGCAAGCCCGGGGAGGCCACCGCAACAUGGCGCGGGGUCGUUGCUAUGGGAACUGCGUCAUGCCGCGCACGUGGCCGGCGGGAGAAAGAUGGCGGCGCCCGUCUCCGUUUGCCAUGUCGCCUGCUGCGCUAACCGGGUGGGCGGUGGGGCCGUAUCCUGGGGCCGUGGGGAGCUCCUCGCCUUCGGCAGCUGCCGGGACGUCAUACUCUACCAGCCGGCGGCCAGGCGGACGGUGGCGGCGCUCCGCGGGCACAGCGGCAGGGUGAGCUGCGUGCGCUGGGCUCGGCGGCGGGACGGCGCAACUGAAACAGAGUUAGUUUCUGGUGCAUCUGAUAAAAAGCUCAUUCUUUGGGAGUGGAAUGGGACAGGAGUGUGGAACGAUCAGCUUGUGAAAAGCACUCCUCUCGAAGGCCAUACUGAAGCUGUUUGUGCUGUGGAUACUAUCUACCAGUCAGUUGAACCUGAUUUAAAUCUGUUAAUAGCUUCUGCAGCAUCUGACUCUACUGUGAGAAUCUGGUCUCGGCAUGAUUCAGAAGUUAAAUGCAUUGAAGUUCUGCAGUUUGGAAAUGGAUUUGUUAUGGAUGUUUCCUUAUCUUUCUUGCCUGACAGCAAUGUACCAAUACUGGCUUGUGGUGGUGAUGACUGCAAAAUAAAUUUGUUUAUACAGCAGAAUGGUCAGUUUCAGAAAAUAUUAAUACUCCCUGGCCAUGAAGAUUGGAUAAGAGGUGUUGAAUGGGCGAUCUGUGGCGAUGAUCUAUUCUUAGCAAGCUGUGCUCAGGAUUGUUUGAUAAGAAUUUGGAAAGUGCGUACAAAAUCAAAGCAAUUUUCAGAAACUGAAGAUGAUUCUCUCAGACUGAAAGAGAACGUUUUUACUGUUAAAGAUACUGAUACAACAUACGCAAUUACUUUGGAGUCUGUGUUGGCUGGUCAUGAAAACUGGGUGUAUGCAGUCCACUGGCAACCUUCCUUUUCCAAGGGUGGCAGCAUGCAACAACCAAUGAGGAUAUUGUCUGCAUCGAUGGACAAAACUGUGAUCAUCUGGGAACCUGAUAAGGAGUCUGGAGUUUGGCUAGAACAGGUGCGGGUAGGUGAAGUGGGUGGCAAUACUCUUGGAUUUUUUGACUGCCAGUUUAGUCCAGAUGGUUCAAUGAUCAUCGCUCACGCUUUUCAUGGAGCAUUCCACCUUUGGAAACAGACUUCAAUUAAUAAGAAAGAGUGGACUCCAGAAGUUGUGAUUUCAGGACAUUUUAACAGUGUUGAGGAUGUACAGUGGGACCCAGAAGGAGAAUUUAUCAUCAGUGUUGGUUCUGAUCAAACUACUAGGCUAUUUGCUCCGUGGAAAAGAAAACAUGAGACAGAGGUGACCUGGCAUGAAAUUGCACGGCCUCAAGUACAUGGGUAUGACAUGCGUUGUCUGGCAAUGAUUGGCCGGUUUCAGUUUGUAUCAGGAGCAGAUGAAAAAGUGCUUCGAGUUUUUUGUGCUCCCAAGAAUUUUAUAGAAAAUUUCAGUAACAUCACUGGUAUUCCAAUGGAGAAGCUGUGCUCCCAUAUUCAGCCAUCUUCUGACCUUCCAGAAGGUGCAACUGUGCCAGCAUUGGGUUUAUCCAAUAAAGCUGUUUUUGAAGGAGAUCUGUCUGCUCGAGUAGCUGAGGAUGAAGAAACAUUUAAUACUAUUUCUAAUCAGUAUCCUGAGAUUUAUUUUCAACCCCUGAUCCUUACAGAACCUCCUCAAGAGGAUCACUUACUGCAGAAUACAUUGUGGCCUGAAAUUCAGAAGUUAUAUGGUCAUGGAUAUGAAAUUUUUUGUGUUGCUUGCAAUAAUUCAAACACUGUAAUUGCCUCGGCAUGUAAGGCUUCCAAAAAAGAACAUGCAGCAAUUAUUUUGUGGAGCACUUCUUCUUGGAAGAAAAUACAGAGUUUGCCAUUUCACAAUCUGACAGUUACUCAGCUGGCAUUUUCACCUAAUGACAAACUUUUAUUAGCGGUGUCUAGAGACAGAAAUUGGUCACUGUGGAGACAAGAAGGCUCAUCAGAGUCAGGACCGGUUUUCAGUUGCUGUGCAUACACAGACAAAAAUACAGCUAUUCACAGUCGAAUCAUUUGGUCUUGUGAUUGGACACCAGAUAGCAAGUAUUUUGUUACUGGCAGUAGGGACAAAAAGGUCAUCAUCUGGGGUCAGUGUGAUUUACCUGUGACUACUGAAGGCAGUGUGUUGGAUUCAAUCAAACCUUGUUCAACAGUACUGGAUGCUGGAGAUUCUGUUACUGCUGUUAGUAUCAGCCAUGUGCUUACUCCAGAUGGAAGGUAUGUUGUUGCAGUAGGCUUAGAGAAUGGGAAGAUUAACUUUUACACAUGGAAGCAGAGUGGGCAAGAGCCAGCAGUAGCUGACUGGACCAAGUGUGUUGAGAUGGAUAACAGCCAAAGCCAUGCUCUUGCUGUGAAACGUUUGUGUUGGAGACAUCGCGAGGGCAGAGCUGGACAUAACGAUCAGAAUAACAGCGAGUGGUUGCAGCUUGCAAGUUGUGGAGCUGAUCACUGUGUUAAAAUAUUCAAUGUCAACAGAUUUGCUCUCUAGCAAAGACAGCAGGCCUGUCUGUGCAAAAUGAAUUCACAACACUUUUUAAGCUUUGUUUAAUCUUACUUUUUUUUGAAUUCUGUUUUCUGCUGUGGAAGGCGAAACAUCUGAAAUAUAACUUAUUAAAACAACUUUGAUGAUAAUUUGAAAUAUUUUUCUAGUUCUACACUUCCAGGAAAUGUGAAGUAUUUAUAUAUUUUGGUUGGUGAAUAUCCUGGAGCUCAGGGAUAGGAGGUGUGAGAUAUGGCAUAGAAGAAGGUUAACGAGACCUCUUUGUUCACUGUGAGUCUGGAGUUGGUGGGAAGCUGCCAGUACUUGGAUUCUUCCAUGCUAGGGUCAACAAGUGGAGCAUGGAAUUGUUUGAAACACCUUAUUCCUAUUAAAUGCAACUAUCAAUUAGCCUGUCAGUGCUGACACUGUAUUUAAGCAUUGCAGUUAACCAGAGAUCAGAGCUGAAUACACACCUUUCCCUGAUAGCCUUCCGAAUGUUUAUUACAGUACCUGUCCAAGUCUUAGACCAGCUUACUCUAGAACAGGCAUGUCCAACCUGCAGGCCGCAUGCAGCCUGGCAUGGCUGGCAGUGCAGCCCGCCCCCUGCCUUGCUCUGUAAGGGUGGUGGCUCUUCCCUGCAGAGUGACCCGGGGCAUGCACCCAUCACUAUUAACAAUGUGUUGACUGAAAUGAGGUCACAGGGAGGGCAGUACUGACUUGAGUGAUGGCAAAUAACUGUAUGCAUUUUCAUACAUUGGCUAAACACAGUACUCUAAACAGCAAAGAAUAUGCAGCCAUGCUUUCUGUUUCGAUAAAGGAGUUUGAGAAUAAGUUUCGAGAUGGCAAAAAAAAUCAUAAAUUUGUUUGUGACACCGUUUUCUGUUGAUAUAAAUACAUUACCUGCAAAUUUUCAAAUGGAAUGUAUAGAGUUGCAAUCAGAUAUUCACCUCAAAAAUCUGAUCAUGUCUGAUAAAAGUCUAGUAAAGAGACAUCUCUUACAAGAGGAAAAAUACCUUUCACUUCACAACCACAACUUAUUCAUGUCAUUGCUUUUUGGCAGUACGUCUGUGAACAGUUGUCAAGGAUAAAGUACAAGAAGAGUAAAAUUUCAUCAAAAAUCUCUGAACACCUUGAGAGCUCACUGAAAAUUGCAACCACUUCUACUGAAGAAGACUGAUGCAUUAGUUUCACAAAACAAGGUCAAAUAUCCCACUAGUUUUAUGAUUUUGUUCCUCUCUUUUUUUAAUAUUUUAAGAAAAAUAUUUAAAAUGUUUUGUUACUUAUAUAUUAACAAUACUGUAUAUUUUAAGAGGGCUGCACCCAAAACAGUGCAUCCUAUUUUAUGAUGUUAGCCCAUGACACUAGAGGUGGAUGUUGGUGGUGUGGCAGUAGAGGUUAAACUUCCCACCAUUGUCCCGUUCCUUGUUGUUGCUGUGCAACAGAUGGCAGCAGAGGGGCAGUCUGACACAAUGGUGUCUGACAUGGAAGUGCGGAUGGAAUGAAGGUGUGAAAUUUAAUUCCUCCUUGUGGAAAAAAUGGCACCCACUGUCAUUCAUUGACGCUGAAUGUGUAUGGAGACCAAACAGUGGAUGUGAGCACAGUGAGGCAGUGGGUGGUGUGUUUCAGCUGUGGUGACAGCGGAUUUUUGUGAGCACAGCAUUCAGGCUCUUGUUCAUCACUGGUAAAAACGCGUAACUAAUGGUGGUGACUAUGUUGAAAAAGAGUGUUUUGUAGCUGAGAAUUUGCUCUAUGAAACAAUGUUAUUGUUCUCUUUGUAUUGGUUGUAGAAAUAAAAAUAGAAAUAAAUAGAGGAAUAAAUAGAAAUAAAUAGGAGGCAUUACUUUUGGAACAACGUAUUUAUAUGCAGCACAGGACAAUUCCUCUUUACUCAUUGUGGCCCAGGCAAGCCAAAGGGUUGGACAGCCAUGCUCUAGAAGGAGCAGUUUGUCCUUAUGCUUGAAAUACUUGUUUGUUUUUCUUGUGAAGUGGGAGCUUGAAGCAUAACUCUCAGACAACUUAAAUCUUCUCAUGUCUCCUCUGUAUAACUGAGAGCUAUUCCUGAGCAGAGCGCUAUAGGAGAGCCACCUCUUUCUUUGCUCAAAUGCUGUCCUCUGCAGUUUAGGCUGGAAAAACUUACAAAUAUUAGUAGGCAGGAGCUGAAAGGUGGCAACGGAUCCUUAUACUGCGUUCUACUUACUCUUCCUGUCUUUUGAGUGCUCUGGUGAGAAGUUGAACAGUGAAUUGUGUUAGCAUAUUGUAUUUAGGGCAGAGUAACAAUAAAUGGUGAGUACUUCAGAGAAGAUACUUUUGCCUUCGCACGUCUGUCUCUGAUUUCAAAGUCUAAUUAGAAGUUGGUUAAGCUUUGAGGUUAAAAUAAUUUUUGUUCCAGAAUUAAUUGUUACCCAAGCUGGUAGUGCAGAAAUAAUUGGAAUUGUGCUUAACUUUUUACUGUGUUGCAGCUUUAACUAAAGAAUACAGAUCCUUUGAGGGGAGGAAAACUCUUUUCAAAAUAAUUAUAAUUUAUGUUUUAAAGAUUUUAAUAUUUUAGCUUUUUAUUUUCAUUUCUUUUUUUGCAGCAUAAAAAAGAAGAUUCUUUGAAAUGUCUUAGGAAAAACUUUACUAAGAUUCUUUGCUGCAUUCACUUUAUUUGUGGUACCCAAUGCUUCCUUCACCUUGUGUACCUUAAGCUUUUGAUCAGUUUAUUUCACCUGUCCCAGGAAUUCUUAAAUGAACAUAGACUGUAUCCUGUCAAAAGACACAACGUUCAUGAGGUUUCAUUGAACUUUAUUAUGUCACAAUUGAAGUUCGAUAUCUUACCUUCAAUUUGCUUGAAAUACUAGCUAGUACUUUCCAAAACUAGCGUGUCUUGCCAUAUAGGGAAAAGCAAAACAACCUAUUAAUUGUCCAUCUUGUAUUUUGUACUGUCACUGAACACGCUUUCUUUACCAAUACCAAUGUUGUUAAUCAAGCAUCAGCUACUACAUGAUAGAGUAAUGCUUUCCAUUAUAUCUGGGUUUUCUGUGACUCGGUCAUACUGAAGAGUGUACCUCAUUGUUCCAACUUCAGAUGCAUCAGAUCAGUCUGUUGAUCUCCUCAGUUCAAAUGUUUGUAACAGACACUUUUUAUUUUCAUUUAAGGUAGAGAUCGUCCAGAGACUAACACACAAUAGCUUUUUUAUGUAAAAUGUUAUGUUUGUUCACAUAUCACUUCACUAUGCAUUUAGUUGGCUUUUUUUUUUUUACAUAUACCUUUAUCUUUUCAGUAGAUCUGCUGUAGUCUUCUCAAAUCAGCAGCUGGGUAACAGGUCAGGUGUUGACUUCGUUUUCUCAGCUGAUAUCAGAGAAUUUUUUGGAUCCCUGUAAGUGAGAUAUGAAGGAAAAAGUGUAAUUUUAGAGGUUGUUUUGUGAGUAACAUUGUCUGCCUAAUGAAGAACGCAGUUCUCUAAACAGAAAAAUAAUACCUUUUAAGAUUACUAUAAAAGUACCUAGAGAAUUUCUAUGUUGCUUAUUUUAUUUAUUUAUUUAAAAAAAAUUGAGAAAACCAAGCACUUUCCAGACCUUGACAAUAUUCACUCUAUUCCAUUAUCCUUGUUUUAUUGGUAUUAUAAAUUCUGGUGGAAUAAUGUGCCUUCUUGCUAUUUUUCCUUCUUUCUGCAAAGACUCGAUUAAAAGAUUCUGCUGCUCUUGCCCACUUGAA
Molecule: messenger RNA, 6742 nt
Organism: Numida meleagris (helmeted guineafowl)
Lineage: Eukaryota; Metazoa; Chordata; Aves; Galliformes; Numididae
Gene: ELP2
Product: elongator acetyltransferase complex subunit 2
Exons: 22
Coding region: 569-3055 (828 amino acids)
Biological process (GO): tRNA wobble uridine modification
Cellular component (GO): elongator holoenzyme complex
Molecular function (GO): protein binding
Source: RefSeq, a predicted model, not a curated record